AAUCCUGGGAGUGGUUUUAACAGCACGAAUGCAUGAACUAUAAGUACAUCAGAUUUGGCCAUGAUCAGAUUUUCGACUCCGAGAACUCAGAGUUCACAGUCAGCUGGACUCACAGCGUGACGGAAUUAGAUGAUCUACGAGGAUGUCCAGACGAAAGGGGACCUCUAGAAUACGAUUCUCCGUGACGAGAGCGGAUGUGAAGGUGACGUGGACGGUCGAUGCCCGAGGUCCAGGAGCUCGAGUGACGACUGCUGCUCAGGACAGGACACGGACGAAGUUGCGGAUGCGCCUGGCUUCAUUGGACGCGAGGCCCGAGGCACUGAGCCUCAAAUCCGCCUCCCAGGAAUCUGUUGGACUGUCAACGAGACAAGUUGAGCUGUCGAGAAGAGCAAUCGCACCAUUGCUCCUCGGAAGAUGAAGUCGGGCGUUCUCGCAGACGAAUGUUUGCACGUCGGGCUCGAGAGUUCGGGGUUUUGCUCAUGCCAUCCGCUCGUUGUUUGCAUGUGAUCGACACGGAGCCACUUGUCAGCGUGGGGCAAGGGUGAAGAUGUUGUCAUUCGUCGACGAACUUCCAGACGCAUGAGUGGGGGAAGUGAAUUCUCUUCGUGUUUCAAGCGGAGCUGAUCAGAGAGCAUGGCUAUGUAAGGAAAUAGUUUGUCUUGGAGAGUAGGGCAACUCGGGUCGGGGAGGUGGUCAUGGUCAUGGCGGCCCUAGCGCGAGCUGCAGUGCCUGUGUUUCGGUUUCCAACCUACCUGUGCAAUCGCAGAAUUUGUGGUCAACUCAAAGCGCCAGGGCUUUCUCCUUCUUCCUGGAGAUUGAUCUCCCGAGCGAGGAAGUCAAAUUCGGCGCAAAGUGAGCUGCGCAUGCGAGCGCAUGGUUGCGUUUCGUCAUCACAUGCGCUACCCUCUUCUCUCGGGUACACAAAACAGGGGCAAUUCAACAGAGCUGGGGUUUGCAGCUGCUCGUCCACGAAUAAGUUGGCCGGGUUAGAAUAUGAGGUAUCUGUAGAUUCUUCGUCAUCAUAUGCAGUAGGAGCAGGCCAGGAGAAAAGAACAGCCGAUUUUGCUAUUUCACGCUUCGGGGUGGCAAUUCCCGUGUCCGAAAGACCGCCUUCUAGUGUAGCGUCCUUGACUGAUGUACUCCAAUGGAGGAAACAAGCUCAAGACUUGGCUUCAUCAGUGGGAUCCGAAUUUGUGGAUGCUGAUGGCGGACCAGAAGUGAGCGAUUUGCUGAGAGAGUUGGAAUGGUUACUUGAUGAUUCUGUAGGAGGAUGUGCGUGCUGGACCGAAAACCUCGAUUUGCAGACAGGCUCGUGGAAGAUUUGCUCCUGGAGAGAUGUCAAGGAUGGUGUCACUUCUAAGCUGGAGAGUGAUACCCUGAAUGUAUAUGGGAAGCGGAAGGACCUCACCGCUUCUGGAGGAGACAUAUCUGCCAGCUUCAGCGCUUUUGCCGAUCUUUCCAAGGAACGAUAUGGGGAUCCUGUAACAGAGUUUGCCACGGAUUGUGGUUGUUCGUGUGAUGGUAUAAGGGAGAAUUUGGAAGAGAUGGCUUCUUUUGAGGAGCUUGAAUCGAGAUCGAGAACCCUUCCUACUUUAACUCUGAACAAACUCACUGACGUCGAAAACUCACCAGAUUCAAGCUCGAAAGAAAAACAUAGUCUUCAACUCAUGCUGAAGAUGAGCUUACAUGAUAUGGACCGGGCAUGGAAAGAGAGGAUACUGGAAAGAAGGCCAUUUCAGUAUGUGGUUGCAGCUGCUCAUUGGAGAGACUUGGUGCUGAGUGUCAUGGAAGGGGUUCUCAUACCUAGGCCGGAGACUGAGCAACUAGUUGAUAUGGCGGAGGUGGCCAUAAUGCGUGAUAAGUCGUUGGCCAAGGGAGUAUGGGCAGAUCUAGGUACGGGAAGCGGUGCCAUCGCUAUCGGAGUUGCUCGUUUGCUGCAGUCUCCUGGACAUAUGCUGGCCAUCGACGCAAGCACUGCUGCAGUAGCUGUCGCGAAACGAAAUGUAGAAAGAUAUUCCCUUCAGGAUAAGGUGAAUGUGUUGCAAGGCUUCUGGUUUUCACCUCUGCAAGACAAGGUAGGUGAACUAGCUGGAGUGAUCAGCAAUCCACCCUACAUCCCUACCGAGAAUGUAAAAACUCUGCAAGCGGAGGUUGGGAAGCACGAACCGAAAAUAGCUCUAGAUGGUGGACCGGACGGUGCAGAUGAUUUACGUGAGAUUUGCAAUGGCUCGGCCAUAGCACUAAGAUCUGGAGGUUUCCUCGCCUUGGAGACAAACGGUGGACAACAGGCGGAAGUUGUAAGGGAUUACCUAUGCAAAAUCAGAGUGCUGGAAGGACCUGGAAAUCCUGUGCUAUGUUUUCACGAAGUGAAGUGUGUGAAAGACUUUGCUGGUAUUACGAGAUUCGUCACUGCCAUCCGCCGAUGACACCCAAUUCUCAAAUACCCAAUCGUAUACCAAAGGUAGUCACUCACUUCUAGGCACUUUGCAAGUACCUUCCUUUGUACAUAUCAACCUUCGAACUGGAAUGUUGUGGAAGGUCUGUAACUUUUCGGAGGUUGGGCAGAUUUCCUUGACCACUGAUGCAGAUGAAUACAUCUACAGAUCAUUCGUCAGGCGCUUCUGCCUUGCAUAAAUUGUUGCGUAUAACUCCCAGAGCGAGAUUGUUGUGUCGGUUUCUAAAGAUCAAAAGAGCCUGUAAUUAUAAAGCCUGCUCCACUCCAGCAAAGUUCGAUAGCGAAACCUUUUCGUGGAGGACAUGAUCUGAUCAUCCCAAUGAUAUUUAGACCCUAAACCCUACGGGCAGUUGCGCCGACGAUUAUCAGCCUUUCCAGGUGGAUAUGAUAUAUCGUUUGUUCUUCAUCCUCUCUUCGUUCUUCAGGAUCUAUCACCAGUUCCACCAAAUGUUGUCCAAAACAGGAUCCAGUGGGAAAUAAGGAAAGUGUUUUAUGCAAACCGUUGAUUAAUGUCACACCAAGAAAACAUUCGCGUUGUGACCAUAGGAGCGUGUCUGGAUCAAUUUCAAAGACAAUGUAGGUGAAGAGCACUACAGAUAGAGCAUGGAGAUCACUUUUGACAUUGCCGUGAGGAUCAUGAAAACCUCUGCGAAUGUUAACUCCGCAAGUCAGUGGUUGAUUGGGCUUCGUUGUGCGUACAUACUCUUACAUAUAUCCUGUUGAGGGUGAGGUCGGAGGUCAUGCAGGAGCUCUGUUAGCAGUUCUGGUUACACAUUCGAUUUCGUGCUGAAGGGGAUGUUCGCGUGGAUGCUCAAGAAGGAUAAGACCUCACGUAAUGGUGGAUUUGUUGCAUUCAAAUUAUGUAACAUAAAAUUGAAAUUAGCCGCAUCACAACAUACACGCAUUGGAUAUUUAGAAUUCCAUGGAUGACGUUGAAGUGAAAAUUGUGAAGAAUCGUCAAGAAGAAAUUGUAUCACAUUUGCUCCGUGUAAUUUGUGUAUAUAUAUAACUUUGCAUAAUAUAUAUUUUUGGAGUUUGAACAAAAGCUUACGUUGUAAUCAUAUUGGCUUAAAUUGUAGCUACUUUGAGACAUUGCCAAAUUAAAGUUGAGAAUUUUUAUAUUUUGUUGUUCAGAAUCAUUAAACAAUACGAUCCAAAAUUAAUGUCUGAAUAUGUGUAUCACAU
Marchantia polymorpha subsp. ruderalis is the source of this 3640-nucleotide messenger RNA. The record is from the annotation of a GenBank genome assembly. Lineage: Eukaryota; Viridiplantae; Streptophyta; Marchantiopsida; Marchantiales; Marchantiaceae.